Molecule: messenger RNA, 971 nt
Organism: Nomascus leucogenys (northern white-cheeked gibbon)
Lineage: Eukaryota; Metazoa; Chordata; Mammalia; Primates; Hylobatidae
Product: interferon alpha-5
Biological process (GO): natural killer cell activation involved in immune response; T cell activation involved in immune response; B cell differentiation
Cellular component (GO): extracellular region
Molecular function (GO): type I interferon receptor binding; cytokine activity
Source: RefSeq, a predicted model, not a curated record
GGUUCAGGGUCACUCAAUCUCAACAGCCCAGAAGCUUCUGCAACCUCCCCAAUGUCCUUGCCCUUUGCUUUACUGAUGGCCCUGGUGGUGCUCAACUGCAAGUCAAUCUGUUCUCUGGGCUGUGAUCUGCCUCAGACUCACAGCCUGAGUAACAGGAGGACUUUGAUGAUCAUGGCACAAAUGGGAAGAAUCUCUCCUUUCUCCUGCCUGAAGGACAGACAUGACUUUGGAUUUCCCCAGGAGGAGUUUGAUGGCAACCAGUUCCAGAAGGCUCAAGCCAUCUCUGUCCUCCAUGAGAUGAUCCAGCAGACCUUCAAUCUCUUCAGCACAAAGGACUCAUCUGCUACUUGGGAUGAGACACUUCUAGACAAAUUCUACACUGAACUUUACCAGCAGCUGAAUGACCUGGAAGCCUGUAUGAUGCAGGAGGUUGGAGUGGAAGACACUCCUCUGAUGAAUGUGGGCUCUAUCCUGGCGGUGAGAAAAUACUUUCAAAGAAUCACUCUCUAUCUGACAGAGAAGAAAUACAGCCCUUGUGCAUGGGAGGUUGUUAGAGCAGAAAUCAUGAGAUCCUUCUCUUUAUCAACAAACUUGCAAGAGAGAUUAAGGAGGAAGGAGUGAAAACUGGUUCAACAUGGAAAUGAUUCUCAUUGACUAAUACACCAUCUCACACUUCAUGAGUUCUGCCGUUUCAAAGAUUAAGUUCUGCUAUAUCCAUGACUUGAGUUGAAUCAAAAUUUUCAAAUAUUUCAGAAUUGUUGAGCAACACUUCUUUAGCUCCACGGGGACAAAAUCUUUACAGAUGAUCAUGCCUAUCUAUCUAUCAUCUAUCUAUCAUCUACCUAUCAUCUAUUUUCUAUCUAAUCUAUUUAAAUAUUUAUUUGUAAGACUUAAAUUAUUUUAAAUUAUGUUUGUUCAGGUAAUAUCACAUCCACCUUUACUUUGUGGCUAAUAUAAUAUGUUCUUUAUGU